Molecule: messenger RNA, 4723 nt
Organism: Mercenaria mercenaria
Lineage: Eukaryota; Metazoa; Mollusca; Bivalvia; Venerida; Veneridae
Exons: 2
Coding region: 3077-4723 (548 amino acids)
Source: RefSeq, a predicted model, not a curated record
UGUUGGUUUUCAAAUGAAGAGUACCCUGAUCAGGUGACAACUAUAAUGGCGGACACAAUAUUGCAGACAGGGGUACCAAUUUGAAACUUGUGUGUAUAACUUGUGUUCAAAUUAUGUUGCAUGGAUUAUUUUAUACCAGAUCAAAAGAAAAAUUAAUUAGAAACAUUUUAAAAUAAAAGGUGUGAAAUUGCAAACGCAAAACGAAUAGGGCGGACACUACACAUAAUCUGAUCUGGCAAGGAGUUGCAGGACGGACUAUCAGAUCUGUUGCUAAACACGUUAACAAUAAUCCAGACAUUUGCAGAUAUGUCAAACAGAUUAAGGUGACGAGAUCCAGUGAUUAUGUGUAGUGGAUAUAGAGCACCCAAUCAAGACUUUACGGCAGACCUUCUUGAGAGAUUACUACCAGUUCACCACAGAGAGAAGAUUCGCAACAAGACAAUCCUUAUUGAGACAAGGGAAACUGAGCAACAUAAUCAGCACACUGCUCUUGCCCGAUUGAACCAGGAGGUGGCAGCUGUUAUUGGGGAUGGACAUUGUCGCCGAAAUGUAACUGGCGAUACUGAGCGCUAUUUUAGAUUACAAUGACACUGCAUACCUUAUUUUGUCGGCUUUUUGUAGCUGCCUUGCCCCGGUUGGUGCCAAGAAAAUCAUUUUGUUUGGUGUUAAUCGCUCAAGGCAGACAUGUAUCUAGUGUCACGGGUGCAAAGAAUGGCACUGAUAUUCCAACAAACAAUAUCUAUAUUUGUCAUCAGUGCGAAUCAAAUGGAAAAAUGGAGAUGUUUGAUUAUGUACUAUUAGAUUAAGUAAACAAUAUAGGAUUAUUAUCCCCCGUUAAAGGUGUAGGGAUAUAGAUUUGGCGUUGUCCGGCUGGCUGUUCGUCCGUCCGUCCGAAAUAAAAAAUGUUAAUAAUUCAAAAAGUAUUUUAGCUAUACUCGCCAAACCUCAAAUAAUUAUUUACGGCUGCUAAUCGCGCAAUUCCAGCACCACUGGUGCUCCGCUUCGAUGGAACUGCGGCACUUCCGGUGAACGAUUUGCGAAGGGAAUAUCGACAAAUUUACGGUCAGUGGUUUCUUUUUCUAUUUGAAACACUAUAUCAAAAAUCGGGCUUCGUAGUUCGACCUGUAUAUAAACAAAGACUUGUCCUGGAAAAUACCGUCUUAAUUAGUGGAAAAAUGACCGAGGUACGAUGAAAAUUCUGCACUCGCAGUGACCCAAACUUUGCCCAAAGGAAUCACAAUGCUGUAGAUAAAUGUUAUUUUCUUGAUUAUUUACCCAUUCCAAAGCAUGAAAUAGCAAAAAACCCAAGCUUACUUAAAAUCGUAUUUUCCUUACAAAGAGAGCACAGACAUGGAUGAAAUAAGUCAAAAUAGAACUGGUGCUCCAAUUGAGAUAGAAUUGCGCAUAUACUUUUUGUGAAAUAAUAUCAAUCAUAGAUAAUAUGAUAACAGUUAGAGACUUUAGAUCCGGGAUGCUUCACUAGUAGCGGGAGAUAGCGAAUAUUGUUUUUACCACCAAUACGUAAUUAUUUAGUGUUAGUUAAAAUGGUAAUCGUCCCUGUAGAAAUCAGAGGCCAUUAAACCUGUAUUCAUUUUUUUCAGGCAUGGGGUUGUUUAAAUUCAAAACGAAAGGCCUGCGGCUGUGACGGAAAAAACGAUCAACAUAUCUUUUAAAAAGAAAGCCACAUGUCUUCACAGCAGGGAAAUCUCCGUUUCGAAAGAAAAUUUAAGUCUCAAACUCACAAAUAAAUACACCUAGCCCAGCAAAAAUUUCAUUCAAAGACACCAAUCAAGUCAUCAAGAAAACAAAUUACAUUUUUAGUCAAGAUGAUUUUCAUGAUCAUGCCCUAAGUAGACUUUCAAAAGCAGUGAAAUUAAGAAAAACUUCAAGAACUCCGAUGAAAUCAAUAACCAACGAAAAUUCAAGCAAUGCGAAAAUCUGUGUUAAUUUUAAAAUGCCUGUCGAAAUUCUAAAUGAUCUCGGUUGCACUGAUGUAAGUAUGUAUGAAGAAGAAAUGUUUACUGACACACGAGAAGAGGACAUUACAGAUCAAGAUGUUAAAGAUAGUCCAUUGAUAUCUCUAUAACCCGCUGUGAUUCAGGAGUUGCCUUUAAAUGGAAAGCUGCAUAUUCUAGAGAAAUUCUUUCGUCUGGUUAAGGAAAAGAAGUUUCCUUUGCAAAAUAUUGCGUUUCUGUUGUGGUCAGACGUUGUGAACUGGUUUGAUCACACUGAUACACGUCAAAUGUGAUAUUCAUCCGGAGCACUGAAGUUUUUCUGGGUUGGGAAAAAAAUGUUUGGUGGGAGAAUUAUGCGUUUCAUGUCCUAAAUGAAAAAUGAGACGAAUUUACUUCAAGGUUUAAUAAACUUUGAUCCGCAUGAUGCUCGUAUAAACUUUGCAUGUCCUUGUGAAUACAUUUUAUCGUCGAUAAAUCCUCUAGGAAAUGAACUUCCGCUUGAGUACAAACCUGGAAUCCUAGAACCAACGAUUAAAUUCAAGACAGAGAAAGAUGAUAACAGUAACUCUUAUGUAUUAAUGGUAGAUGGAAAGAAAAUUAAAUGAGGUACUGACGUUGAUUUGUUUGGAUUUGAAAAUAAGGCCAAACUGAAAGACAGAAUUGAUGAAAGGGAUAGAGGGCUUGAAUUAAUAAGACAGUCUCGAGAUGUUAUAGGAAAUGCUCAGCCGCAUGCAGAAACUGUCGCAGAUACACCAAGUGAGUCGAAAGGUAUAAUACUAACACAACUUAAUUGUUUAGUAAUGUUGUUCUCUGGUGUUAUUAGAGGUUUAAGAGAACUUAAGUUAAAGAAAGAAUCCUCUUUAAGGAAAUUGAAAGAAAUGUCUGGUGAUGACUGGAGAAAAUCAAAGUAUGCAUACGCUAUUGAUAUGUGUAUGACAACUAUUUGGCGAGUCAAUAAUGUGAUAGAAAAGACGCUCUUGAUUCAGAGAUGUAUUUGUGAAACUGGUGCUCAUCUUAAUAAGGCAGCACACCUGUUUGUGAAAUCUGACGUGGUAGAUUUUAACAGAUAGAUCAAUCUGAGAAUUUUGAAAUCGCCAGAGAUUUUACCACCCGGAACCGAUAUGACCAAUGUUUCUAUCAUAAAGCAACGGACGACCAUUUGGCACGAAGAAAGAAAUAAAAUGAAAGUUACAGGUAGCUCGAUAUUUCAAGCAAUUGGUUGCGACACAUUAAAAAGCCAAAAGGAACAUUUUGGCAAAGUGGUCAAUGGAAUGCAACCAAUGAAAUCUUCAGAUAUACAACAGCAGGCUAUGCAGCACGGCACUGAAAGUGAAAUCCAUCAAAUUGCAACAAUGUGCGGGGUCAUCAUGCCCUUCCUCUUUCCCGAUCUCGUGUUUAACGAGGAGGGAUUUUACAAAAGCGAUGGCAAAAUCGUUUCGCCUGACCGCAGCUUGAAAAAUAGUGAUCAGGUUGCAGAGUACGCAUUUGAAGGAAAGGCGCCAGUUGAAAAAACUUUUACCACUACAGUUCAUUACAAAGUCCCAUCCCGCUAUGUGACUCAAACCAUUUUUGAGCAGAAGGUGUUGAACGCAAAAGGUGGAACGUUAUACAUGUCAUGGACACCAAAAAGUUGUUCAUUAUUCAAGCUUCUACCAGACGAAAAGAUAUGCGAUUCUGUUUUGGAAGAAAUCCAUCAAGUGUACAUGAAAGACAACCCAAAAUGGCCAACAAGAAUAUCGGAACAAGCUAGGCAGAUUAAAAAAGAUCUAACUAAAGCCUCUGAAAUUACUAUCUUCCUUGGAGAAUUUCCUUCUGUUCAAGGGCGUUUUCAAGAUAACCCCCAGGAUUCAGAUAACACUUCUCCAUAUGUUAUCCCAAAUACAAAAGAAAUACUUGUAUCUCCUUUGACUUACGAUGACCUCCAACGUCACUUGCUUCUUGGAGAAGAAGUAAUUAAAGAUGCAUAUGAGUUCAACCGAGAAAUAGCUUCACAGGUUGUUGUAUAUUUGAUUGCAGAUUUAAAUAGACUCUGGAAAAAAGAGGAACCUCAUGCUGUGCCAGUGACAUAUUUUUACCGGGGUCACAGCUUGUCUAUGGAUAUUAUGAGAAAAAUAACAGAGUCAUGUAAAGAUGUAUGCAGAUCUAAUGGCUUAGACAUUGUAGCGUCCGCCGCCGAUGGAGAGUUUACACCAAUAAUAGUAAGGGGCCGGCAAGGAAAUCCGCUGACGCAACAUCAACUUGCAAAAGAUGUAUGGAAGGAAGUCUGUCUGCUCACAAAAUCUGAAAUACUCAAACGACUUGUAGCAGAAACGCAGAAUUUCACAGAAAGUCGAGAACCGUGGCCUGAUAGAGACAAUCCAGGUGAAAUUAGAGAUGUCCGUUGCGUUAGAAGUGAAGGCCGCACAUUGGAAAGAGUACAAACACCAGUGAAAGGGUGGAUACAGGAGAAAACAAUGGGCAAAAACAGACAACAAAUCAAGAUAAUAGAAUCGGUAUCUUUAGUUCAAGAAAAUACAGUUUGUGAGAGCACACAAGUAGACGAAGUUAAUGAUGGUGGUCCACAUGAAGAUGGUUAUCCAAUAAAUCAUAAUAGUCACGCUGAAAACCAGAUCAAAGAAGCAACUUCUAAUGAAAUCAAUGAAAUGUCACAAUCACCAGAAUUUAUUACAGAAGUUGCCAAGCUGCUAAUUGAAAAAAAAACAAGAACAAGAGGUCAUCAGUUUCUAAAGAUACUCUAUCUCAGUAUUUCUUGUCGGCAGAAUCGCUAA